Aspergillus candidus is the source of this 3551-nucleotide messenger RNA. RefSeq lists its product as uncharacterized. The transcript has 5 exons. The coding region runs from base 683 to 3079 and encodes 798 amino acids. Gene Ontology annotation, biological process: nuclear-transcribed mRNA catabolic process, nonsense-mediated decay. Gene Ontology annotation, molecular function: protein binding; telomerase RNA binding; telomeric repeat DNA binding. Gene Ontology annotation, cellular component: telomerase holoenzyme complex. The record is from RefSeq and is a predicted model, not a curated record. NCBI's taxonomy places the organism in Eukaryota, Fungi, Ascomycota, Eurotiomycetes, Eurotiales, Aspergillaceae.
CAUAGAGUGGAGAAAGAAAGAAGAGAAGGCAACCUGAUGGAUCAGGCCAACUCCUUCCAUGCCGAUCGAAUCAAAUAGCGGCGAUGUAUUAAUCGUAUUAAUUACCAACACCCCGGAAUUUCCUCCUUUCAGUGUGCAUGGACCGCGUAAUAUUACACCAUUGCGGGUAAAAUCACCCCUCAUCUGCCUCGUUAUCUUUCUCCGCCUCACCAUCCAAACAAUAGUAAGACUUCUGUGGUUACGACUCCUGCUACGGCUUCUUUGACUUCUUCUGUUCUUCUCCUUUGCUUCUCCCUGUGGACCCCGUGGCAUCCAAUCUGUCGUCUCAUCCCCUGCCUGACCGUGGUGGCGGAUACUGACCCGGUCGCUUCGGGUUGACUCGUUCAUCGUCUAGGCAGCAAGUUGCCUAACCUCGCUAUCAGCAUUGGCUUGGCUCUCUUCUGGUCUUAUAAAUUCCUCAUCAUCCCGGGUAAGUUGUGUCAUCGUGACUCACCGUCCCUGUCAUUUUUAGUUGAUAACUGCGGUUUUUUUUUGGUGGUUUUCAUGUUUUGAUAGACUACUCGGUUCAAGCACUGCGAGAGAGCCGGAUUCUGGUUGGACGGUGAUGCUGUUGGCUCCAACGGUUUAUUAAGCCUCCUGGACGUCGUGGUUCAAUUGUAUAUUGACAUCCCUCCAACUUCAAAUGUCUUAUGACGUGUUACGGACAUUGGCACCCAGUACGAUGAGUGACGGAAAUUAUGAAGAUCGAGGAUCUCUGCCAAUUCCAUAUCGGGGGGUUUCCAAGAAUCGUGUCCUCGGUUCCGAUCGUGUGGAUUCGCCGUCCAUGGGCUCCCCGGAGAGUGGUGAGCAUCCCGGACAUUCCAGGAAAUCUGCCCCCCCGUGGGUGUCUGACGAUGGAUCCUUGGUGGGCUCUGCGGCCACCAACAGGGCCAUCCAUUCGGCCAGCGCCUCGUUUUCGAACCAGAGGCCCCCGUCAGCGGGGCCGGCGCACGACAGCCACAGUUCGGAGGCUCCUGGCGACCACGGCCCCGGCAGUGUGUCCCCCAACACCUUCCACGGGCCGCGCCAAGCAUGGGAACCACUACCCAGACGCUCCACUCCCCGUCUGGCCCAUUCGGUCAGUCGGCUAGCCGCCGAAAACCGAGCGGGAAGAGCCAGUCCCGUCGGCAGUGAACCCCGUCAAUUUCGAUUGUCCGCCGAAUCCGCCGACGAAAUGACUGGUAGUGACGGCGAGCGUUCCCGCCUGCACCCCCGGCCCGUGCAAUCUAGCCCCGCGUCGACCGAGGGACCGAUGGCGGCGCCUACCCCCACGACCAAACAGCGACACACCGCGUCGCGGCCGAGAGGGUCGCGUAGUGGUACCACGGAGAGACUCAGCUAUGGACAGGAGUCGGCGCGAGGAUUGAGUUUUGAGCAGAAACCCGCUGGAGGACUCUCUGCGGUAGCCGGAGAAGAGCAAUUGAUCAAUGAGGUUCGCGGAAUCUACGCCGGCCUGGUCAUGGUGGAGAAGAAGUGCAUCGAAAUCGACAAAGAGCAGUCCGAAUCGAACAGCGAACUCUCCCACCAGCAGUGGCAGACCUUGAUCUCGUUACAUCGCACCCUGCUCCAGGAGCACCACGACUUCUUCAUGGCCUCCCAGCACCCGUCCGCGAGCCCCGUCCUGACGCGACUGUCCGAGAAAUACGCCAUGCCGGCUCGGAUGUGGCGCUACGGCAUCCAUGCCUUCCUCGAACUUUUACGACACCGACUCCCCGGUUCUCUCGAUCACAUGCUAACCUUCAUCUAUCUGGCGUAUUCCAUGAUGACCCUGCUGAUGGAGACCGUCCCCGCCUUCGAGGAGACGUGGGUCGAGUGCCUCGGAGAUCUGUCGCGAUACCGCAUGGCCGUCGAAGAGGUCGAUCUGCGCGACCGGGAAGUGUGGGCAGGGGUCGCCAGGAACUGGUACAACCAGGCCGCCGACCGGAAUCCCGACGUCGGACGCAUUCAACACCACCUCGCGGUGCUGGCACGUCCCGACAUCGUGCAGCAGCUUUUCUACUACACCCGGUCGUUGGUCAGCGUGCGUUCGUUCGCGGGCACUCGGGAAAGCAUCCUCCUUCUGUUCAACCCGAUACUCAAGGGUCCCCGAGCGAACCCCCAUCACAUGGCGGCCAUCUCCUUUGUGGCCGCCCACGGCCGUCUCUUUACUGGAGGCACCGCCGCCCAACUUGCCGCCUCGGCAACUGAGUUCUUGUCAGUGCUGGACAAACACCUAGGCCGGGUUGGCUCUGCGUUCAAGAUGCAGGGCGUCCACAUGACCUCUGCGAAUAUCGCCUCCAUGCUCCAAUACUCCGGCACGGACAGCCUCCUCUCUGCAGAAUUUCACCAUGCUGCGCAGCAUCCGAGAUCGCUUGAGGCUGCGUACACGUCCGCUGCCGAAAAUUGGACGCCUGUCCAGGAUGUCCAGCAGAUUGAAGCCGAUCUGACUGCACUUGAGAAUUUACAAACCCCCCUGCCCCUCGUAUUCUACGGCUCCUGUCUCGCAUUCAAGACCUUGUCCGUCUUUCUUGAUCAACUUGGCGACAAGAACAUCUUCCCCGCCGUUCACAGCUCUCUGGCCUUCCUCUGGUGCUUGGCCCUCACCACGAACGGCAUGAAGCAUGUCGAAACCAUGGUCCCUUGGGAGCGAAUUGUUACUUUCCUCAACACGAUGGUCCGCCCCUGGGUCGAUAUGGCCUUGGUCGAACAACCCGAGUUUCCCAUCUCGGAGGACACCCGAUGGCUCCCCGAAGAUUUCCUGAUACGCGGCCAGCUCUGGAGCCAGUCUUUCUACCCCCCUGCAUUCUUUGUGGGCUCGCCCACUGAAGAUGACGGUCGCAACGUCGAACGGCCGUCUACGGGGAUGUCCAGGACCUAUCGAUGCCUUUGGCUAGGCGUACGCCUUGCCACGUUUAAUCGCUGGUUUACGUACGACCCGAAUGCGCACGAGUUCUCCGCAACGCCUUUUGCCAGUUCGCUGGAAAAGUUAGCCGAAAGUCAUGAUCCGUUGCAGGUAGCGAGUCCACCGAAGGGCCCGGAGAUCACCCUGCACGAUGCUUGAAGUAUCGUUCUGUGACUCGCUGCCCAAGGGAGCGGCGUUGCGUCAUUUGAAUGUUUCCUGAUCUCUCAGGAAUUCUACUGGGCCUUGGAAAGGCUUGGAUUUAUUGUACUUUGCAUAGCGAUUGAGGUUUACCACGUGUUGGUUACCACCGCGCGGCACGAUGACCAUCCCACCUGGAGACAGUCUCUGUUUACCGUCUGAUGCAAGCCUGGGGGAUUAGGCCAGGCAACUAUACCGAAAAGACACUCAGUCCUCGCUCUAUGCAAGCACUGCACGGACCAGACUAGCUCCCUUACGCCUGGAGCGGGACCUGCGCAGUACCUUCGAUGGUUAUCCUGCUAGGGUCAUCUUCCAUCCGGGACAAGCUACGGGAUUUCGCCGGAAUUCCAUGUACAGUACGGUCAUCAUAUAUAUAAGGGGAGCAGAAAUUUGUAAAAAGAACGAACCAUAGUUAUUGGUGGCUACAAUGUAU